AUGAAGUCGCACGACCAGAUGAAGAGCGCCGAGGCCAAUGAUGCCGCCUGGGAAGCCACACGAGGAGCCGUUAUGGGCGCAGCGAGAUGGGGUCUCGGAGCUGCCGUCAUUAGUGCCGUCGCAUACAAGUUCUCGCCGCUGUAUAAGGGCCUGACGAUUCAAUUUAAAUGCUACAUUCAAAUGUCCGCAAUGGUGCUCGGAAGCAUGCUCGAGGCCGACCACAGGUUAAGAGAGUAUGAGGCCAAAGUCAGGAUGCAAAAGCGCAUUCUGAGGGAAAGGGCGAAGUGGGAGAGGUUCGAGCAAGAGUACCUUGAGAACCCAUCGGAGAAGAAGUAA
Molecule: messenger RNA, 336 nt
Organism: Colletotrichum truncatum
Lineage: Eukaryota; Fungi; Ascomycota; Sordariomycetes; Glomerellales; Glomerellaceae
Product: imidazoleglycerol-phosphate dehydratase
Source: RefSeq, a predicted model, not a curated record